CUUUUCUUUUAGUACAAAGCUUUACUCGACCGACUUCCUCCAUCCAACAUUUUAUAUAGAUGGAAUUAUAUUGAAAAAUGCAGAGUAUUGAGAGCUCAAUGGCGGACGUUUAACUGGAAGUUUACUACUGUACGAUGGUUACCUGAGCAUCCUUUUUAAUGUUUCUACUCUCCAUACUGGUAGAUAUCAUCUAAUCUAUGCUGUGCCACAAUUGCAGAUUACUUCAAGUCAGGCAUUGAACAGGAAGAUUCUCGUCACUUCUGCUGCGUGAAAUGUUCUAUAUUUGUUCAAGACAGAGAUGCGAUCGCUACGGCAUGAAAUUUGCAAUUUAAAAGUUAGUGAAGCUUAGACCCUUUGAAGUGAAAUUAUCUCCUGAUAAUACUGAAGAAAGCAACGAAAGAAUGGCUUUCAAUCCAAGGCAUUAUAGGCCACCACAAGCAAAAAACACUCCUUUUGUACAACAGUGGAAUCAACCACAGCUAGUUCAGACGGGAUAUGUGGAGCCUUUUCAGCCUGGUUAUACAACAAAACCUCAUCCAUCAAGGCCUGAUAAUGUCAAAUCAAAUCAGCCGGUUUAUAACCAAUACGAUGCAUUCCAGUCAGGAUAUGUCCAAUCAUUUCCGCCGUCUCCUGGAUGUGUCCAGCCAACUCAUGCUAGCGAACAUACAGCUCUAUCAAUUGGACCUGGACGUAAGCACUUACACAUACAGAAUAUUCAAAGGGGAAAAAUUUCAGAGUUAAAUGAAGGCUAUGGUUUCCUUUCUUCAACCAGCAUCAAGGAUGAAGCCCAGUCCCAAAGUAUCUAUUUUAAAUUCAACAAUGAUUCAAACACAGAAAUAGGUCUGAUUGAUCUUCAGGUUGGAGAUAUUUUGGAAUUUAACUUGAACUCUAGCUCGGAGAGACAAUGGGCUACAAAUGCACGACUUCUGAAAUGCAGCCAGAGAAGCCCUGAAGUUCUAACAAUUUAUAUGAAUAAACUUUUGCAAGAGAAUCCUGGAAAGGUGUUACGAGAAGUCACAAAAAUACCAGCAGGACUUAUUCUAGUUUUGGAGACCAAGAGACAGUCACUCAAUCUCAUUUCUUUGGUACUAAAGCUGGCAAACCGUGUGUCUACUCAUGAAGCAGCAUCAUUGUAUAAGGCAAGAUUAAAGCAGUUCUACAAGCUAUUCUGUGGAACCGCAUUUCUGAGAGAUCCUGAUGGUUUACAUGGCUAUAUAUCAGAAAUAUGCAUCUGUGAUAAUAAAGACGAAGAAGAAAAUGGAAGACUGCUGUUCAAGCAAUUUUGUUUUCAGCUCACAGAAUACUGCAAGGACCUUGUUGCUGAUCUCUUAGCGGUACUUAGAGUUAUAGUUAAAUCCAGGAAGGAAGAUAAUGCUCCAUCCACUUCUCAAUUUCUCCUGGAAAUGUUUUCAGUGCUCACAGGUGGUGCAGUUGAUUAUUCACAGGAAUUUUAUUGGACUAGAGUCCCCUUACAUCCACUAGAUUCAGAAAUAAAUAAUACCAUUGAAAUGGACAAAUCUAGAAAGAUGUCAUCUCUUAAACUUCUUCCUUGUGUCAUAAAGAAGGGAAGCUAUGGAUCCACUGAAGUCUAUCUGGACACAUAUUUUCGGCUUUUAACAGAGGAUUGCUUUGCAAAACUCAAAAGUGGCAUCUCUGCCUUGAAGUCUAAUCAAUUGGAUCCGAGAGACAUGAGAGUUUGGAUUGAAGGGUCUGUUCUUGGUAUCCACUUUGGCACAGGUUAUUCAGGCAUAUCAGUUGCCAUAAAGACUGAGAAGCGAGGCAGAAAAGUUCAUAGUCGGAGUGAUAUGCCUAUGACAGGAAACCUAUUAUGCAUAUCUGAUGAUGGAGGAAAUUUUGAAUCUCCUAUUUGGGGAAUUGUUACAGGCUGUGAGGAGGAGAAUAACAAGGUCAUCAUUUUUACAGAGAUUUUGGAUGAAGGAGAUGAAGUGGGAGUCCAAUCAAUUAGCCGAUUAUUAGGGGCAUCAAAUAUAGUCCUAGCAGAAAGCCCAACAUAUUACAAAGCCUACCAACCAGUUCUUAAAUCUCUACAACAGAUGGACCUGGAGAAGCUUCCAUUCAAGGAUGAGCUGGUUGAUGCAGCUUGGCCAAAUAAGGCCCCAGAUUAUCUCAACUCAUCAACGACAUUGAAUUGGAGCUGCUUGUUUGAUGAUAAAAGUUUGAGAAGAAACUUCUUUGAAUUGGACGAUUCACAUGAUUCAAAUCUCGGCAGUGACAUGAUUGCUAGCAAAUACAUAACAGCUCAAAAGAAUACCAUCUUUGGUGUGCAUGGUUGUGACUUUGGAUGCAAAACAAGUCUGACACGCAAUAUAUCUGAAUUGAAUACUUUGCUUUCUUCUGGAUACAAACCAAUCCUUGAUCAGAGUCAGUUAGGGGCGGUGAAUCUUGCUUUAAACAACCGCUUAGUUUUAAUCCAAGGACCGCCAGGAACAGGUAAAACUUAUGUUGGAGUGAGGAUUUUGGAGCUUUUAUUAACUGCAAAUUCCUUGCCUUCGGGUCCUGUUGUGGUCAUUACUUACAAAAACCACAGCCUGGACCAAUUCCUUAUAUCUUGCUUGAGGUUUUGUGGGAAUAAAAAAACAGAUGACUUAGUGAGAUUAGGAGGGAGAACUACCGAUCCAUUGCUGGAUAAGUAUAAUAUGAGCAUACAUCUGAAUGAGGGGAAUAUAUUCAAUUCAGACUGUAAGCACAACAAGUCAAAAUUGAAUGUAGUCAGGUCAGAGAUGGAAAAUCUUUCACAAGAAUUGAAGGAAAGCAAUGUUUUCCACAUGAAAGCAAUACUCCACCGUAUGCCUGACAAACAACUAAGGCAGCUACCUAAUACAAGAUACAAUAUAAACCUCGUCCGUCAAGUUCCGGUAGAAGUGCCUAUCAUGGAUUACAUUGAAAAUCAGAAGGGUGAAUCAAGACAUUUGCUGGCUCAGAUAUUUCAAGCUCUUUCACAGAGUCUCAUGUGGUGGAUGCCUUCAAGGGAAACAUUUGAACUUGUAAAAGAAAUUUUAUCUAUGGAGAAACAACCCCAAAAUUUUGAAAUGGCAUAUGAUAUUAAUAUAGAUGGGGAAAAUACAGUUGAAAAUCUUGAAGACAUCGAGGAUGAAAAUGAAGAAAAGGCUGAGUUGGGAAUAUGCAUGGCUGAAACGAGAGGAGGAAGGAAGCAAUGGCUUGAAGAAAAUUUUCUUCGUUUCACAACUGAUGACAAUUCCAACCCUUUUGGUGGUGUAAAACGAUUAAAUAAUGUUGACUUAAAGGAGUAUGGAUGGGUAAUGCACGAGAAUCCAUGGCAUUUAAAAGCGUCACAUCGUGCCAUAAUGAUUUAUCUGAUCCUGCAAUUGAAUCAUGAAGAGGUGUUAAGAAGAUUUGGAGAUGCAAAGAAACAAUAUGAUGAGCUAGUUGAAGACAUGAAGGAGAUUACCAAGCGGAGGCAACUGGAUGUCUUGAUGAAUGCAAAGAUUGUUGGUAUGACAACUACUGGUGCAGCCAUGCAUCAAGAUAUCUUAAAGAUGCUAGCCCCGCCUAUUAUCAUGGUUGAGGAAGCAGCAGAGGUUUUGGAGCCUCAACUCUUAGCGGCAAUUGGACCAAGCCUGCAACAUUUAAUUUUGAUUGGUGAUCAUUAUCAAUUACCUCCUCCAGUAGAGAGUUACAAACUGAAGUUACGGCACGGCUUAGGAGUUUCAAUGUUUGAGAGGCUUAUUGAGUACAACAAAUUGCCACAUCAAACUCUAUCUGUUCAAAGUAGAAUGCAUGAAGAGCUUUUGCCAUUGAUUUUGCCUAUAUAUCCUGAUCUUCAAUCUAAUGUUAAACUUGUUUCCGGUGAGAGGAAUAAAGAACCAAAGUGUAUGUUGAAACGAAUGCAUUUCUGGUGUCAUGCAUACAAAGAGAACCGAGAACGUAGUUUUCAAAAUGAAUGGGAAGCAAAAAUGGUGAUUGCUCUUGCACAAUGGAUGGUGGCCGAAGGUCAUGCACCUACGGAGAUUACUAUACUAGCAGCAUACAAUGGACAGGUCUCGUUACUGCGGGAAAAAAUAGCAGGAGUUCCAAGCAUUCAGACAAUACAGAUUCAUACAAUUGAUAGAUUCCAGGGGUCUGAAAAUCAAAUAAUUAUAGUGUCUCUCGUUCGCUCCAACAUGGAAGGAAGGAUUGGGCACUUAGCAGAGCGUAACAGGUUGUGUGUUUCUGUUUCUAGAGCACGCAGUGGACUGUAUUUAUGUGGAAAUGACGUUACACUAGCCAAAUCAGAUGAUUGGAAGAUUCUGCUUAAUCAUUUCAAGGAGCAAGAAUGCAUUGGUAACUUGAUAUAUUUAUGUUGUCCACGGCAUCCUCACAAUCCGCCAUUAACAGUAGACAGUCAAGAAGUUGACUCAUUCAAUAUUUCUUUGUGUAAAGUACCAUGCAGUGUUCCACUUGCCUGUGGACAUAAGUGUCAAAGCUCUUGUCAUCAUGGAAUCCAUCCCAGCUGCAGUGAAAAAGUAGAACUUGUACUCAAAAGUUGUGGUCAUCAGAUCACAAAGAAGUGCUCUGAAGAUGAGGAAACUCUUCAAUGUCAGCAAGAGAUAACCUUCAAGUUUCCUGAGUGUCCGCACAUCAAGUUGUGUAAGUGCUGGGAGAAGAAAACAAGGCUGAAGUGUGAGGAAAUAUGUGGUAGGUUGCGGAAGUGUGGGCAUCAGUGCACCUUAAUGUGUUCUCAAAAGUGUGAACAGCAUGAGUGUGGUGAUUGCCGAGAAAUCGCCAAAGUUCAAGCAGAUAUAGAAAAAAACCAGGCAAUAUUGCAAAUUAAACUGAAAAAGGAAGAACUAGAAGCAGAAAUCAGGAGAUUGAAAAUGCAAAAGAAUCAAACAUUGAUUUGCAAAGAACUGAGUGAGGAAGGAGAUACUGCAGCAGAAUACUUACAGGUCAUGGACCGGACAGAAAGAUUUAUUCAACCGAGCCAUGGAAUUUGUCCAAUAGUAACAAAGAUUGAAAAGAUAUCAAACUUAGAAAUGGAAAUUAAAUUUCUUGAAUCCCAAAAAGAUCUUUUCAAUCCAAAUGGGCCCAGGCAGCUUUUGUUUCAUGGAACCGAUGAUGCUGCUAUAAAGAGUAUCAUAAGCAAAGGAUUCAAAUUACCACCAAAAGGAAAUGAUAAUAUGUUUGGGCGAGGCUGCUAUUUUGCAACUGACUCAACAAAAAGUGCACAGAAGAUGUACACUAAGGGCAGCAAUAAGCUUCUGCUCUGUGAAGUAAAUCUUGGGAAUACAUGGACGGUGCAAGAACCAUGUAAGGACAUGGAUCUGGAUAAAAUCAAGGAAAAAAGAUAUGAUUCUCUAUUUUCAAAAAGAAAAGGCAAUGCCACUGGAGGGACUUUGUAUGAUGAGUUCGUUAUCUAUGAUGUGAGUCAAGCAAUAGUUAGAUAUAUAGUCCAUUACAGAACAAUAGGCCUUGAUUCAGGGUCACUGAAUCCUCAGACACUGCAGUCUCAGCAACAGAACCUUGUCCGCAUUCCCUAUGAGCUGUCAACAAGCUUCACAGGAUAUAAUGAUUCAGAAUGUCAUUUCCGGUUGGCAGAGUCCCAAUUUUUCAGAAUGUCUAAAAGGAGUGAAUACAAGGUAGUAAAGGUGGAGCUUAUCCUGAACAUAGCAUUAACUAAAAGCUAUGAGAAGGCCAAGCAAAAAUUCAUAGAAGCUAAAAAGCCACUGGAGGAGAUGCUUGUAUUCCAUGGCACUGAUAGGAAUGCAAUUGAGAAAAUUGUGGAGGAAGGAUUCAAGAUAGGAGGAGAUGGGAUACCUGUGAGAAAUGGCCGUGCAUAUGGCUCAGGUGUAUACACCGCAUCAGAUGCUUCCAUCUCAAUACCAUAUGCCAAGGGACUCAACAUGCUGCUUCUUUCUCUUGCACUUAUUGGGAAGGAAGGGUCUGACUACAAAACAGGUGGCAGUCAGAAUAUUUUUGUUCUUGAUAAGACUGAGUAUCUCCUUCCUAAAUAUAUUGUUCAUUUUGAAACGAAAUAGCAAUUUCUCUAAAGAGCUGGGGCUGCUUAUAAUCCCAGUUAGGUUGUAUACAUUAAUUAUGAAAUUUUCGUAAUGCUAUAUGAUGUUGAACAAAUGAGAAAAAAUACAUGAAAAUCUCCGUUUUGAA
Cryptomeria japonica (Japanese cedar) is the source of this 6123-nucleotide messenger RNA. RefSeq lists its product as uncharacterized. Lineage: Eukaryota; Viridiplantae; Streptophyta; Pinopsida; Cupressales; Cupressaceae. Gene Ontology annotation, molecular function: helicase activity; NAD+ poly-ADP-ribosyltransferase activity. The record is from RefSeq and is a predicted model, not a curated record. Gene Ontology annotation, biological process: regulatory ncRNA-mediated heterochromatin formation. Gene Ontology annotation, cellular component: nuclear RNA-directed RNA polymerase complex. The transcript has 12 exons. The coding region runs from base 402 to 5996 and encodes 1864 amino acids.